GUUCGAGCAAAGUUAAAUGUAGAUGCAACUAGAAAAGGGUCGUGAUCAUUUGCUGUUGGGCUUUAGGCUUGGGGACCUUGACGUAUGGAUGAUUGUUGUGUUUGGAUGCGGUGCAUUGCUCGUACUUUGCAUGGAUUUCAGUUUACAUUGUUAGACAUGCUUAGAGGAUUUUCUUCUGGUUGAUUGUGAGAACACCCAAGACUUAAAACUGUAAAGCAUCCAGAGCUGGUAUCAUGACUUAGUAACUGUUGCAAGGUGAAGUAAAGGCAUGAAACAGCGGCAACACAUUUCCCAUGAAAUCCAACGUUGUCGCAAGCCACAAAAACAAUAGAGACAACAAAUCUCUCUCUCUCUCUCUCUCGUGAAGGUGAAGCAUACCUCUCUUGUUCAGCAUUUUUAGAUAACAGCAAAUUCAAGUUACCACCUUUUUUUCUAACAUUCAAUCCUUGAAUCAACAAAUGGAUUCUGAUUUCUGGACCUCGCGUAUCGCCGCCGCCAAACGCCACCAUGCCCUUCACCACCAUCACCAACCUUCCCACUUUGAUCGUUUAGGAGUGGAUGAUUUUGAUAUGGAAGAUGGGGUUCGACCUGAUUUUCCAUGCCCCUAUUGCUAUGUGGAGCUCGACAUCCUUUCCCUUUGUUCCCAUCUCGAAGACGAGCAUUCCUGCGAAUCCAAAGGCACGAUUUGUCCAAUAUGCUCAGUUAAAGUUGCGCGGGAUAUGUUGAGUCACAUAACGCUCCAGCAUGCGCACUUGUUCAAAUUACAGAGACGACGAAGGUUAAGAAGAGUUGCCAUUCCUAACAGUCAGGCAUUGUCUCUGUUGGGCCGAGAUCUUCGCGAGGCUCAUUUGCAGGUGCUUCUUGGUGGUGGAUACCGAACAAGCAGCACUAGUACUGUGACUAAUGCUGUUACUGAUCCCUUACUAUCCUCACUUAUUUUUAAUUUCCCUGCUUUGGAAGCAGAAGAAAUUUGUAAAUCUGAGGUAACACAUGUUGAAGAUUCCUCUUUGAAUCCGGCACCUGUACAUAUCUGGAAAUCAAGUUUUGAUCCCUCAUUGACAUUGAGUAGUGAAGAGAGAGAGAAAAGGAUGAGACAAGCUGCUGGGAGAUCCGGUUUUGUGCAGGAUUUGUUCCUUUCAGCAUUGUUAGGAGACCAAUGAAAUGAAAUCAAAGAGACUAAUCAUUAAUCAAACUAACUUAUAUUGCAUUUUGCAUCCAUCAUUAGGAUACAGUGCCUAUUCAAUGUUGGCCUCAUUCAUAUUUUUGAAGCAGUGGCACUUUUGGCUUAGCUUUGAUAAUAUAUGAUUAUAUUUACUAAUGCUGAAUUAUGAAACUCAGUUUUUGCUGAAAUUGUAUCAUAUUCCCUAUCAGGCAAAGAAAAGGAAAUUAGUGAUCCAAUUAUUAUUUAUGGUUUAUUUCAGUUGUGCAACACACAUCCAUGGUAUCUGAAAGGCAAACUAUUGAUUGGUAUUUUAUGAUACUAGCUUUAUUUGCAAAAUGAGUUGGUAAUAUCAUUUCUCUUAAUCAUAGUAAUGUUGAUCGCCUCCAACCAAAUAAAAAAUAAAAUAUCACUUUUAAACUGUUGAUGAUUUGUUUUUCUAAUGGACUCAAUAUUUAUAUUCUAAAAAAAUGAUGGUUGUUAAAUAUAUUAUGUAUUUAUAGCAACAAUGACAUGGAAGGCACCUAUAAAUAUUCUUCCUUAUAAACUUGAAUAUCAGAUAUUUUUAUUCCUUGAAAUGAUUGGGGUAAUAUAAUUGAGAUUGGUCCAAACCUUUGAGCUUAGGUGUAUAUAUUUAUUUUGUGUUUGCCAUAUCUGUAUGUAUGUAUAUAUAUGGCUGUUGCACAAUCAUUCUCUCCAUUAAAGAAUAUAUUAUAUAACCUGCAAUGCAAGUCAUCCAAUUGACCCCACCCUCCAACACAUACUACCAAUAAUCCAAAAUAUAUAAGUGUGGUUAGUGAUAAGUUUUGUGGUUCAUUGAAGAAAGUAGAUGAUGGUGGAGCUAUUCGUGUUGGGGUGCACAGGAAUCGUGGUGUUCCUUCAUGGUGCCAAUUUCUUCUUCCAUGCUCUCAGUCAACACCUUGCUCUCAGAUCUCUCAGAUCUCUCAGGUACCCUUUCCUUUCCAAUUCUCUCUCUAUUGCAUACAUGUUGAUUGUUCUCUGUUUCAUCUUCGAUUGCAGUUUCUUGGGGUAUGUAGGGUGGUAGAUUUUUGAAGACAACAACUCAGCAAAGUUAAUUCCAUGUGCAACCACUUGCAACUGUCUUUACGCUUUGUACAUGUUAGAGAAUUAUUAGAAUCAAUUUAGAUCGUUUAUAUUUAUAUAGCAUUUGUAUAUUAAUUGUAGGAUUUUAUGCCUUUAUUACUUUGAUUCAUUUAGCACCUAUAAAUACCCUUGUAUAUUGUACUUUUGAUCAGACUGAAUAACAUACAGAACAGUUUGGUCUCUUGUUUCUAAUAGUACAUACAUAAAUAUAUUUCUUCAA
Molecule: messenger RNA, 2483 nt
Organism: Arachis stenosperma
Lineage: Eukaryota; Viridiplantae; Streptophyta; Magnoliopsida; Fabales; Fabaceae
Product: protein DEHYDRATION-INDUCED 19-like
Exons: 8
Coding region: 459-1160 (233 amino acids)
Cellular component (GO): mitochondrion
Source: RefSeq, a predicted model, not a curated record